Molecule: messenger RNA, 1120 nt
Organism: Oryza brachyantha (malo sina)
Lineage: Eukaryota; Viridiplantae; Streptophyta; Magnoliopsida; Poales; Poaceae
Product: gamma-secretase subunit APH1-like
Exons: 6
Coding region: 202-951 (249 amino acids)
Biological process (GO): protein processing; positive regulation of catalytic activity
Cellular component (GO): gamma-secretase complex; membrane; endoplasmic reticulum
Molecular function (GO): protein-macromolecule adaptor activity
Source: RefSeq, a predicted model, not a curated record
GGAAUCAGCGUUUCUACCUCUACCCCUCUUCGUCUUGUUCUGCUCUGCUCCUUUCGAAGCCUUCGCCGCGUCUCCCCUCUCCCCUCUCCCCACGGGCUCUCGCCGGCGUACGGCGCAGGCCCCCACACCGCGUCCGCCGAGCUAGCCCGGUGCUAGCGGCCUGCCCAGGCCUGCGUUGGCCGGUCGCCGUGAGGAUAGGAGAUGACGGUGGCGGCGGGGCUAGGGUACGCGCUCAUCGCGCUGGGCCCCGCCCUCUCCAUCUUCGCCGGCGUCGUCGCCAGGAAGCCCUUCCUCGUGCUCACCCUUCUCACCAGCACUCUGUUCUGGCUUAUAAGUUUGAUCAUUCUCUCGGGAAUAUGGAGGGUGUUUCUUCCUAUAACAUCAGGAGCUUGGUGGCCAUAUGUAAUUCUUAUCCUUACAUCUGUUGCAUUCCAAGAAGGCAUCCGUCUUGUCUUUUGGAGGCUUUACAAGAAAAUGGAAGAGAUGCUAGAUUCCUUCGCUGAUAGAAUAUCUAAACCGCGCCUCUGUUUGACAGACAAGAUGCUAAUAUCUUUGGCUGGUGGUUUAGGUCAUGGAGUGGCUCACGCUGUCUUUUUCUGUCUUAGCCUUUUAACUCCAGCAUUUGGCAGAGCCACAUUUUAUGUUGAAAGGUGCUCAAGGAUGCCAUUUUUCCUCAUAUCGGCCGUUAUUGCACUUGGAUUCCUGGUUAUCCACACAUUCUCAAUGAUUGUUGCUUUUAAUGGGUAUGAUGAGAGAAAGAGGAGUGAUCAAGUAUUUGCUCCAGUUGUUCAUCUGAUUGCUUCUGUAAUGACACUAAUGAAUCUUGCACCUGAUGGAUGCGUGAUUGGUACACCACUGUUAUGCGUCAUGAGUGCGGUCACACUGCAGUACUGCUGGCGAAUGGUAUGGCAGAGAUUAUCUGAGCACCAGCAUCGGCAGUUCAACAGCUAGUGCCUGACGAUGCUCCUUACAUGGAGUCAUGUCAUGUCCUAUUUUAGUCUUUUAUAUGGGUACUAGGACCAAUGAUGUAGACAGAGAAUUAGUGAUGAUGCUACUAGUGGAUUUACAUCUUAUGAAAAAUGCAUGCAAUUCAAUCUCAUAACUGAGACAUUGAAGCCCA